This is a messenger RNA of Talaromyces amestolkiae, 1260 nucleotides long. RefSeq lists its product as uncharacterized. The coding region runs from base 1 to 1260 and encodes 419 amino acids. The record is from RefSeq and is a predicted model, not a curated record. The transcript is spliced from 2 exons. Gene Ontology annotation, molecular function: hydrolase activity, hydrolyzing O-glycosyl compounds; glycosyltransferase activity. Gene Ontology annotation, biological process: fungal-type cell wall organization; carbohydrate metabolic process. NCBI's taxonomy places the organism in Eukaryota, Fungi, Ascomycota, Eurotiomycetes, Eurotiales, Trichocomaceae. Gene Ontology annotation, cellular component: fungal-type cell wall.
AUGCAUUCGUUCUUGACCAGCUCUGCGGCUCUGCUGCUUGCCGCAGCGAUGCCCUUGGCAUCUGCCCAGACCUACACCACCUGCAACCCCCUCACCUCUUCCUGCCCCUCUGAUCCUGGAAUGGGCGCAACCGUCGACACCGACUUCACUGCUGGCGCUUCCAAAGACUGGACCGUCGCUGCGGGCUCAAUUAGCUACAGCGGCAAUGGUGCCGGAUUCACCGUCGCCAAGGAGGGCGAUGCUCCCACGAUCCAGACUUCUGACUACUUCUUUUUCGGUACUGUCGAGGUGACAUUGCAGGCUGCUCCCGGCACUGGUAUUGUGAGCUCCAUUGUGCUUGAGUCCGACGACUUGGACGAGGUCGACUGGGAGGCUCUCGGCGGCGACACCACCCAGAUCGAAACCAACUACUUCGGCAAAGGCUACACUGGUAGCUACAACCGUGCUACCUACGUCGGUGUCAGCACUCCCCAGACAACGUUCCACACCUACACUGUCAACUGGCAACGGGACAGCAUCCAGUGGUUGAUUGACGGAAGCGUUGUUCGCACCUUGACUGCUGCUGAGGCUGGCGACUACUUCCCUCAGACUCCUAUGCGUCUUCGUAUCGGUAUCUGGGCUGGCGGUGAUCCAUCCAACGCCCCUGGUACUAUUGAGUGGGCUGGCGGUCAGACCGACUACUCUGCCGGACCUUUCACCAUGUACUUGAAGUCUGUCAAGAUCACCAACGCCAACCCUGGCUCUUCCUACACCUACGGCGACAACAGCGGCUCGGCCGACAGCAUCAAGAUCGACGGUGCCUCUGCUGCUGUUAGCACCACCUCCACUGUUGCUCCUACCUCUACUCACACUUCUACCUCUUCAUCCUCGUCUUCCUCUUCCUCUUCCUCGUCCUCUUCUUCCUCCACUUCCACCACCCUCACCUCCACCAGCCCAGCUUCUAGCACUGGUGCCGACACCACUAGCGCUCCUUCUAGCACCGUCAGCUCCACCAAGUCCACCGCUCCCUCGAGCACCUUUUCCUCCAUCUCUUCCAGCAACCCCAGCGCCGUCACCAACCCCAUUUCCGGCAUUACCUCCAGCAACUCUACUCUCCCUGGAAGCAAUUCGACCACUCCUAGCGGCAGCACACAUCCCACAUCCCCUUCUUCCACCUCUACCAUUGCUCCCAAGGCAGGCGCUGCUUCCCAAACCAGCGUGACCAGCUCCGUGGUUGCCCUGUACUGCUUCCUCUUCGCCAUUGUUGCCUACGUCCUGUAA